Miscanthus lutarioriparius is the source of this 1143-nucleotide messenger RNA. Lineage: Eukaryota; Viridiplantae; Streptophyta; Magnoliopsida; Poales; Poaceae. The record is from the annotation of a GenBank genome assembly.
AUGAACAGCGCGUUCAGCGAGGACAUACUCGCUGACAAGCUCGCCAAGCUCAACAACACGCAGCAAUGCAUCGAAACGCUGUCACAUUGGUGCAUUUACCAUAGAAAGAAUGCAGAGCAAAUUGUUCAGACUUGGGACAAGCAGUUCCACAGCUCUAGCAAGGAGCAGAAGGUCCCUUUCCUUCAUCUUGCUAAUGACAUCUUACAGAACAGCAAGCGCAAUGGGACAGAGUUUGUAGAAGAAUUUUGGAAGGUUCUCCCUGGGGCGCUUAAAAAUGUAAGUGAGAAUGGUGAUGACCGUGGGAAGAAGGUGGCAUCUAGGCUGAGACUAGGCAUCGGAGGCACUGCAGAGAGGAUUGUAUCUGCAUUGCAUACUGUUCUCAGUGAACAAGCAGAUGAGGAUGCUGACCUCGAAAAAUGCAAGACUUCUAUGCGUCAUGUUGGAAAGAUGGAGAAGGACGUCGACAGCGCCUGUAGCAAAGCCGAAGAUCCUCGUCGUGAGGUUCUUUGCACAGAACUAAAGGAUGAGGAGGCUAACAUGAAAAAAUGCAUCGAAAAGCUAAAAGUUGUUGAGACAAAUAGAGCAGCUGUUGUGUCUGAAUUGAAGGAGGCAUUGCAGGAACAGGAAUCUGAACUGGAGAAAGUCCGCACUCAGUUACAGCUAGCUGAAGCAAUGGUACAUGAAGCCUCCAACAUGCAGCGGAGACUCAAGAAUGAGCCAACCAUUCCGCUGCCCAAAUCAGCAUCUUCAGUAGAGCCAAGAAAGGUGCUUUCCAAUGGGCAAGUAAAGGAGCAGCAGAAGACAGCUGCUGCUAUCCUUAUGGACAAGAUUGCAGCAUCAUCAAACUCUCAGCAGAUUCUGCAGUCUGCACUUUCCAAGUUUGCUGCUGAAGAAGCGAAGAAUUCAUCUGAAACACGCUCAGAUAAGAGGCAGAAAACUGACCAACUUUCGCAGGUACCAAGCGUCAUAAAUGCUGCUGCUUUCGUUCCAAUGCCACAAGUGGUUGCCACAACAGCUCAGCAGCAGCCCCAGGCAAUCUUAGUGCAACAAGCACCUAUGCAGAGCCAAGCCCCUGCAUCUCAGCCACAGUACAAUAUCUACCAGGCCUCUCCCAGCAGUUUGUCCCUCAGCCUGGAGGUGUAA